AAGGAAGGCGUAGUAGACGCUGCUGAUGCGGCAAACCUCAAUACAAGUUUAGUUUAGAUACCAUCAGAUGAUCUAAAUACCGUUUAAAUAAAUCGUGCGUUCUUGUUGAAUUUUUAUUGUGUUUGUUUUUGUUUUUGUAAAGUGAGUGUUGAAAAAAGCAAGCUUAAAAAUAAAAUAAAUUGUUAACUUUAGCCGCUUUUAACUAGGUCAAAAAGGUUUUACUCCCCACCUUGAAUAUCUGCGGGACUCGCGAGAGGAGAGGAGAGGAGAGGAAAUAAAAAACAAGUUUAGUAAUUUUAUUUUACUUUCUGUCAACAUGGAUCCAAAUCUCUUAAACCCUUCAGAGACAGAAACAGAGGUUAAGAAGGUUCUCAACAACACUGUAGAAGGAAAGAGGAAGUGGAAACAGAAGGAGAAGAAGGGGAAGGAAGGGCAUGAGAUUCAGACCAAAUCGAGAAAAGAUCGACACCUUAAAGUGGAAGGACGCGGUGGAAGAGUUAGGUUGCCUCCUCUGUGUGCUGCCAGGAUUUUUCAACUGACUCGAGAGUUAGGUCACAAAACCGACGGCGAGACUCUCCAGUGGCUUCUCCGCCACGCUGAGCCGUCGAUUAUCUCCGCCACCGGUACUGGAAUCAAACCCGCCACCGACUCCGUUUCUCAACCUCCUCCUCACGCCGUCGAUUUGAACCUAGACGGAGGUUCAAGGUCCCAACUUGCAAAUGGGUUUUGGGAAAAUGAGACUGGGUUUGGUAUUGUUGGAGCCAAUCCUACAGGAGGAGGAUUUGAUUUGAACUGUGGAAUUGGGUUUCUUGGGUUUGAUUUCAAUGGCUCUUCAGACAUGGGUUUUGAGAACAAUCAAAUGCCUCAAGUUGGGGUUUUGAAUCCGCGGAUUUAUCAGCAAAUCGGUCAAGAACACGCUAAGGUGCUUCAGCAUCAUUAUCAUCAUCCACAUGAAGCUCAGCAAGAGAACGCAGACAAACAAGGGUCUUAAAGCUUGAACCUUUAGUGGUUCUCUUUACUUAGAUAUGCAUAUAUAGUUUGUGAGAUGUCUGAGAUAUAUGCUUUUGGUGGAAUCUCAAGCUUAGUAUAGCUUUUAGGGAAUGCAUUUUGUGGCAAAAUGUGCUUAUUUUAUAGCUUAGUUUGCUUAAACUCUCUCUAAUCAAUGGCUUUGAUGUACUUAAUCACGUUAUAAAGUUACUAAGUAGGUUUUGCUCCUUAAAAGUGCACUGAA
Brassica rapa (field mustard) is the source of this 1231-nucleotide messenger RNA. Its product is annotated as transcription factor TCP6. Lineage: Eukaryota; Viridiplantae; Streptophyta; Magnoliopsida; Brassicales; Brassicaceae. The record is from RefSeq and is a predicted model, not a curated record. Gene Ontology annotation, cellular component: nucleus. Gene Ontology annotation, molecular function: DNA-binding transcription factor activity; sequence-specific DNA binding.